Molecule: messenger RNA, 498 nt
Organism: Lycium ferocissimum
Lineage: Eukaryota; Viridiplantae; Streptophyta; Magnoliopsida; Solanales; Solanaceae
Exons: 2
Coding region: 1-498 (165 amino acids)
Source: RefSeq, a predicted model, not a curated record
AUGACUCUAGUUACAAGGCCUUCGCCUCCAUUCCCACAAAGAUUGAAGCCGAAACAAGACGAGUUGAAAUUCAAAAAGGUUCUGGAGAUUCUGAGUGAAGUACACCUUAAUAUUCCCUUGCUGGAUGCCUUAAGGGAUGUACCAAAAUAUGCCAUAUACAUCAAGGAGUUAGUUGCUAACAAAAGAAGGUUGACAAACUUUGAAACCGUAGCACUUACUGAGGAGUGCACAUCCCUUCUAGCAGACAAAUCCAUCUCCUAUCCCGAAGGAAUAAUUGAAGAUGUGCCAGUUAUAAUAGGGAAGUUUAUAUUUUUGGCUGAUUUCAUUAUCCCUGAUUACCUAGUAGAUGAGUGUAUACCACUGAAAUUAGGGAGACCUUUGUUGGAACUUGGAGAUGCUAUUAUUAUAUUUAUGGAAGGUGAGAUGACACUCAGAGUUGAAAAAGAGGAGAUGACCUUUAAUGUUUACAAAGCUAUGGGACUACUUAUGACACAAUGA